UGGGGUUUUUAAUUACAGAAAGUCUUCAGAACAGGUCAGAGAGAAGAAUUGCUGCAGUUCAAGAUGAGAGAUCAAACUAAACGGGGACUUCAGAGACCUGUUGGUGACCUGAAGGAAGAGCGACAGGACAGAGAUGGUGAAACCCGCAGACUCCUCUGGUACCAGCAGUCUGAAAGCAUGUCCAUCUGUAAGUGAGAUGGGAUGAGGCGGCAGCGGAGGGAAGGCUGCAGGAGCUCUCCAGGCAGCUGCUUACCUUGAAAAAUGCUGGAGGCUGGGCUGGGACCCAGGCCCCGGAACCUGUUUUUUUGUUUCCUGCCUCGGUCCCAGUAGCUGGUCCAGGCCUGUGCAUAUAUGAGUGAAGAACUGGAGCAGGCACUGAGCAUCCUCACCACACCAGGAGCAGAAGCUGAUCAGAUCCAGACAGGUCUUACUUACUAUGUAGCCCAGGAUGCCCAAGCAAGCUCUCAACUCACAAUUCUUUUACCUCUGGCAAUGGCCGCAGACCUGGAACCCUGGAAUAGCACCAUCAAUGGCACCUGGGAGGGGGACGAACUGGGCUACAAGUGUCGCUUCAACGAGGACUUCAAGUAUGUGCUGCUGCCCGUGUCCUAUGGUGUGGUGUGCGUGCUCGGGUUGUGCCUGAACGUCGUGGCUCUCUACAUCUUCCUGUGCCGCCUCAAGACCUGGAAUGCCUCCACCACCUACAUGUUUCACCUGGCAGUUUCUGACUCUCUCUACGCAGCCUCCCUGCCGCUGCUGGUUUAUUACUACGCCCAGGGUGACCACUGGCCAUUUAGCACAGUGCUCUGCAAGCUGGUGCGUUUCCUCUUCUACACCAACCUCUACUGCAGCAUCCUCUUCCUCACCUGCAUCAGCGUGCACCGGUGCCUGGGCGUCCUGCGCCCUCUGCACUCCCUGCGCUGGGGCCGGGCCCAUUAUGCUCGCCGGGUGGCUGCGGUGGUAUGGGUCCUGGUGCUGGCCUGCCAGGCACCCGUGCUCUACUUCGUCACUACCAGCGUGCGGGGGACCCGAAUCACCUGCCACGACACCUCAGCCCGAGAGCUCUUUAGCCAAUUUGUGGCUUACAGCUCCGUCAUGCUGGGUCUGCUUUUUGCUGUACCCUUUUCCAUCAUCCUGGUCUGUUACGUGCUCAUGGCCCGGCGGCUGCUCAAACCGGCUUAUGGGACCACAGGAGGUCUGCCCCGGGCCAAGCGCAAGUCUGUGCGCACCAUUGCCUUGGUACUGGCGGUUUUCGCCCUCUGCUUCCUGCCUUUCCACGUCACCCGCACCCUCUACUACUCCUUCCGAUCACUGGACCUCAGCUGCCACACCCUCAACGCCAUCAACAUGGCAUAUAAGAUCACCCGGCCACUGGCCAGCGCCAACAGUUGCCUUGACCCUGUGCUCUACUUCCUGGCAGGGCAGAGACUUGUCCGCUUUGCCCGGGAUGCCAAGCCACCCACAGAGCCUACUCCAAGCCCACAGGCUAGUCGUAAGCUGGGCCUGCGCAGGCCUAACAGAACUGACACUGUGAGGAAAGAUUUAUCAAUCAGCAGUGACGACUCAAGACGGACAGAGUCCACACCAGCUGGAAGUGAGACUAAGGACAUUCGGCUAUAGCACCUCAAUCAGCUGAUAGUUCAUGAAGGGGAGCUGUAGGGGACCAAGGCUUGUUAAAGGGGCUGAUAUCCUCUGGUGUGGAUCAUCAACAGCUCUCACUUGGCAGAGGCUCAGGAUACUCAUCUUGUGGUCCCAUGAGUAACAGGAUCCUGAAGUCCCCAAUCAUUUGUAGGUGUGAGUUGGGAAAUCAUACCUUAAGAAAGGCAAUGCCACCUGACUCCCAUGCAGACAGCUGCCAUUCCUGCCAGGGUACCUAGGCUGAGGUUCAGCCCCCUAAAUCCAAGGGAGAAGCAGGUCCAGGGAGGACACAGCAGAGUCCAGGCUUGCUACCUGGUUUAGGAGUAGAAUCAGAAGGUGACUAGAGGGCUCUUGUUCCAAUAGUGAUGUAGGAUGACCUGGGCACUAUGAGGGACUCAGCUCAGAGGAGGACCCUCAGGCCAAGAGACAAACAUAUGAGAGCUAAUGUCAGAUCCCUGGAGACUCCCCUGGGCUGGCAGCAGGUGGAAGCCGUAACUUACAAGAAAGGCUGUGCCACCCAUUGGGCUGUGCUCUGGGGCAUGGCCUGGAAAGCUGUCACCACCCACACGAAGGCCUGUUAUCCACCUGCCUUCCUUCAGCAGUAGGAAGUCUCAGACCGAGGACCUCUCCUCAGUCCUCCAGGUCAACCCUGCUUUUUAAGCCACUUGUCUUCUGUGUUGUGCUAUACCAAGCAUGGAGAAGAAUCAAACAGGGUUCUGGUGUUUGGGGUUACCCAGUUCACAAAACCUCACAUUUGCUGGUUAAAUGUCGAAUCAUUUAACUGAUCUGGGGUGGGGAGGGGCUUUUAUUUAUAACACUGCCAAUCCCUGUGGUGCAAGCAAUCCCACUGUGGCCAAUCCUAUUUCAAUUUCAAAUCACCAAAACAUUGGCAAACCCAUUGCAAAAUUCCUGAAAAAUCAACAACUGGUUCUUUUUUUCUGGGCUUGUGGGGGAGGGUAGCGUUGCUGAUUAGGCAGGAUCUCGGGUAACCAAAGGCGGCCUACAAAUUUGCCAGGUAGCUGAAGCUGGCCUUGAACUCCUUACCCUCUUGCCUCAAUCGACAAAGCGCUGGGAUUACAGGCAGAUGCCACACCUGUCCAACAACUGGUUCUUAAAAGCAGAUGCAGGGUACUUCAGCACCAACCAUGUUGACUAGCUGGCACUGUGUGAGCCCUGGUCAGGGAGCGGUCCCUGGAAUGCAUGAAAGUGGACGGGGCCAGCUCUGGGGUUUAGGCAGGAAUGGGCAAAGGUGACAAGUUGCUCUCUGUAUUUUGUUGCUUUGAUUUGGGGUCUUGCAAUGUGGCUCAGAAUCCUUAGAAUUCCUAGGCUCAAGUAACUUAUCACAUCUCCCCCAAGCAGCCGGUUUAUAAGCAGUCUCUUUAUACAGCUUACCUCCAGAGCACCCACCAAUGACAAGGAGCCAUCACAGGCCAGGACCCAACCAACUAAUUAUUCUGCAUUGUGUAAUUCAGAGUCAUCUGCCCAGAAGAGCACAAGAUGCCCACCUCACGCAUUCUAUGUUCAUACUAUGUUAAUGUACCUGGAGCCCCUCGGAGCUUUGGUAACUUCCA
This is a messenger RNA of Mastomys coucha (southern multimammate mouse), 3209 nucleotides long. RefSeq names its product purinergic receptor P2Y2 (gene P2ry2). The record is from RefSeq and is a predicted model, not a curated record. The coding region runs from base 352 to 1620 and encodes 422 amino acids. Gene Ontology annotation, biological process: phospholipase C-activating G protein-coupled receptor signaling pathway; blood vessel diameter maintenance; positive regulation of mucus secretion. The transcript is spliced from 4 exons. Gene Ontology annotation, molecular function: G protein-coupled purinergic nucleotide receptor activity; A1 adenosine receptor binding; G protein-coupled UTP receptor activity. Gene Ontology annotation, cellular component: plasma membrane. NCBI's taxonomy places the organism in Eukaryota, Metazoa, Chordata, Mammalia, Rodentia, Muridae.